UUCUGCCGAAGGUCGUUGACAAUGUGACGCCAGUUUGACUGCAUAUUUUACAUCACGAGUUGUUUUGUUAGAUCAAAGUGCAUCUAUAAAGUCAGCACAAAUUUUCAUGAGAAAACAUUCUAGACGUUUCUGUGGUAAUCCACAUACUAGUACUCGCCGUGAGAAUCAAAGAAUACCUGAACUUGUCAUUAAUAGCCAUGUAAUUUGUAAAGCAUGUCUCAAAGUUGACAGACAAAACAAAAAUGAUGCAAAAGAAAAAAAGAAACACACUGACGUAGAGAAACGUAGAGAUUUUAGCACAGCCACAAUGAGGAUGCUAGAUAAAAAAUCAUGAAAUACUCAGAGAAUAUUCCUCAUGACGAUGAUAGAAUAUAUGCAUGGAAAUACAUCUCUCCUAAACCGGAUACACUACAGAGUGUAACCCAAACCCCUCAGACUUGUACAUGUUGUUGGGGCUACCCCCGGACAUAUCGCAUUGCAACAUGCGCUAUAAAUAUGUGUGCGGGUUCGCCACGCUGCUCUGUCUGCUCAUGGGUCUGACGGCGUCCCAGGAGCAGUCCGAGGAACAACAGUGUGCCGACAUGCCGAACCUGGUGUCUGUAGAGUACGAGAUACACGGCAACGUGCAGGGUGUGUUUUUCCGGGCGUACACAGAAGAGCAGGCCAGCCGACUGGGGCUGGUCGGGUGGGUGAGAAACACCCGCCGAGGAACAGUGGAAGGUGUGGUGCAGGGACAGCGAGAACUGGUCCAUCAAAUGAAACAUUGGUUAGAGCACACGGGAAGCCCGAUGUCCCGGAUUUCCAGAGCGACGUUCAGAAACCAGAAAGACAUCAGCAAGUUGGAAUUCGACAGAUUCAAAAUAACGUUCUAAAGUCAUGAUCAUAAAACAUCGAUCGUCAGUCUACGAUCAUUGGAGCCUCGCCAUUAUGACAAUAGCUGUUUAGAAUAUCAAUACCCAUGGACUUUCGGCGUAUAGCUGUAGCGACGUACUCGUACUUAAGUUAUGUGGAAAUGUAUUCUGAAAAUAUCUUGAUGCCGUAUUAAAGCCGGUUUGUACACUGCAUGUCUGUUAUGGGCUAAUGGAAAUACUUAAUCUGCUGGUAUGAUUGAGUUGUACUUCUGGUAAAUAUAGUGAUCAUUUUCAUAGAAGUUAACUGAUGAAAAAAGACAU
This is a messenger RNA of Branchiostoma belcheri (Belcher's lancelet), 1172 nucleotides long. RefSeq names its product acylphosphatase-2-like. Gene Ontology annotation, molecular function: acylphosphatase activity. The record is from RefSeq and is a predicted model, not a curated record. The transcript has 4 exons. Bases 444 to 872 code for a protein of 142 amino acids. Lineage: Eukaryota; Metazoa; Chordata; Leptocardii; Amphioxiformes; Branchiostomatidae.